Messenger RNA from Orycteropus afer afer, 1671 nucleotides. The record is from RefSeq and is a predicted model, not a curated record. Lineage: Eukaryota; Metazoa; Chordata; Mammalia; Tubulidentata; Orycteropodidae.
CUCUAGCCUCGUCCAGGGAAGUCGCUAUCCUUACCUUUCGGCAGGAGCCUGUGCCUUGCUGUCCGCGCCCGCUUGCCCUCGGCUUCGUCCUACCGCUAGCCAUUGCCCUCUUGCAGCCCACCAUGGCCCUACUGCACUCUGGCCGCGUCCUUACCGGGGUCGCAGCCGCCUUCCACCCAGGCCUCGCCGCCGCGGCUUCUACCAGAGCCAGCUCCUGGUGGGCCCAUGUGGAGAUGGGGCCUCCAGAUCCCAUCCUGGGAGUCACAGAAGCUUUUAAGAGAGAUACCAACAGCAAAAAAAUGAAUCUGGGAGUCGGGGCCUAUCGGGAUGAUAAUGGAAAGCCUUACGUGCUCCCUAGUGUCCGGAAGGCAGAGGCCCAGAUUGCUGCAAAAAAUCUGGACAAGGAAUACCUGCCUAUUGGAGGACUGGCUGAAUUUUGUAAGGCAUCUGCUGAACUGGCCCUGGGCGAGAACAAUGAGGUGUUGAAAAGCGGCCGGUAUGUCACUGUGCAGACCAUUUCUGGAACUGGGGCAUUAAGGAUCGGAGCCAGUUUUCUGCAAAGAUUCUUUAAGUUCAGCCGAGAUGUCUUUCUGCCCAAGCCGUCCUGGGGAAAUCACACACCCAUCUUCAGGGACGCUGGCAUGCAGCUACAUGGUUAUCGAUACUACGACCCCAAGACGUGCGGCUUUGACUUCACAGGCGCUAUAGAUGACAUUUCAAAAAUGCCAGAGCAAAGUGUUCUUCUUCUACACGCCUGUGCUCACAAUCCCACGGGAGUGGACCCCCGUCCGGAACAGUGGAAGGAAAUAGCAACAGUGGUGAAGAAAAAGAAUCUUUUUGCAUUUUUUGACAUGGCCUACCAAGGCUUUGCCAGUGGAGAUGGUAACAAGGAUGCCUGGGCCGUGCGCCACUUCAUCGAACAAGGCAUUGAUGUUUGUCUCUGCCAGUCGUACGCCAAGAACAUGGGCUUAUACGGUGAGCGUGUGGGAGCCUUCACUGUGGUCUGCGUAGACGCUGAAACAGCCAAAAGGGUGGAAUCACAGUUAAAGAUCUUGAUCCGUCCCAUGUACUCCAACCCUCCUAUUAAUGGAGCCCGAAUCGCCUCAACCAUUCUGACCACUCCAGAUUUGCGGAACCAAUGGUUGCAAGAAGUGAAAGGCAUGGCUGACCGCAUCAUUAGCAUGCGGACUCAGCUGGUCUCCAACCUCAAGAAGGAGGGCUCCUCACACAAUUGGCAGCACAUCACUGACCAGAUUGGCAUGUUUUGCUUCACAGGGCUCAAGCCUGAACAGGUGGAACGGCUGACCAAGGAGUUCUCCAUCUACAUGACAAAGGACGGCCGCAUCUCUGUGGCAGGGGUCACCUCUGGCAAUGUGGGCUACCUUGCCCAUGCCAUCCACCAGGUCACCAAGUAGUUUCUCGGGUGAGAGGGAACAGAGACAACCCACAUGUCAUCAGCCUCUGCUCUUGUGAGAUUCUCUGGGAGAAGGAGGGAGGGCACAUGGUGGUGAGCAGAUUAUUUCCUUCAACCACAAUGUUUAACUCUCAGCCAUUGAAUGUGUGUCACGGAAAAGGACAUGCAGUGAAAUCGGGCAGAGGCAUCCAUGGCUGGUGUCUGCAGCUUUGUGGCUCCAAAACCAAACCCUCCCCCAUCCUUUUAUCUCCAGUUUU